UGCCAUCUCUGUGGUGAAGAUCCUCAGGGUGCUGAGGGUGUUGAGGCCUUUAAGGGCGAUAAACAGAGCCAAGGGACUGAAGCACGUGGUUCAGUGUGUGUUUGUGGCUGUGAAGACGAUCGGAAACAUUGUUCUGGUGACGAUGCUGCUCGACUUCAUGUUCGCCUGUAUCGGAGUUCAGCUCUUCAAAGGGAAGUUUUACUCAUGCACAGAUCCAGACCAGAUGACCGAGGAGACCUGCAGAGGCUGGUUCAUUAGGUACCAGGAGGGGGCGCUGCACGAGAUGGAGCUCCAUCAGAGACGCUGGACCAACUCGGAGCUGAAUUUUGACAACAUCCUAAAUGGCAUGCUGGCCCUGUUCACCAUCUCCACCUUCGAGGGUUGGCCGAGACUCCUGUAUAAAGCCAUAGACUCUAACCUGGAGGACAAAGGUCCCGUGUACGACAACAGAGUGGCCAUCUCCAUCUUCUUCAUCGUCUACCUCAUCCUCAUCGCCUUCUUCAUGAUGAACAUCUUCGUCGGCUUCGUCAUUGUCACCUUCCAGGAGCAGGGAGAGCAGGAGUACAAGAACUGCGAGCUGGACAAGAACCAGCGUCAGUGUGUGCAAUACGCUCUGAAGGCCCGCCCCCUUAGGUGUUACAUACCCAAGAACCCGUAUCAGUACCAGGUGUGGUAUAUCGUCACUUCCUGUUACUUUGAGUACCUGAUGUUCCUGCUCAUCAUGCUCAACACCAUGUGUCUGGGGAUGCAGCACUGUAACCAGUCGGAUCACGUCACUCACCUGUCCGACAUGCUGAACGUGAUCUUCACGGUCCUCUUCACUGUGGAGAUGAUCCUGAAGCUCAUGGCGUUCAAAGCAAAGGGUUACUUUGGAGACCCGUGGAACGUGUUCGACUUCGUCAUCGUUAUUGGGAGUGUGGUGGACGUCAUUCUGAGCGAGAUCGAUGCAGCUCUGGCCUCCUCUGGAGGACUUUACUGUCUCCACGGCUGUGCUGCUGUGGAUCCUAUGCAGGCCAUCGCGUCCUCAGAAAACAUGAGUGUUUCCGUGACUUUCUUCCGGCUGUUCCGUGUGAUGCGUUUGGUGAAACUUUUAAAUCGAUCUGAGGGUAUCAGGAAUCUUCUGUGGACCUUCAUCAAGUCCCUGCAGGCUCUUCCAUAUGUGGCGCUUCUCAUCCUCAUGUUGUUCUUUAUAUAUGCUGUGGUUGGAAUGCAGAUAUUUGGUAAAAUUGCGUUGGUUGACGGAACAUACAUCAACAGGAACAACAACUUUCAGACGUUCCCACAGGCGGUGCUACUGCUAUUCAGGUGUGCGACAGGUGAGGCGUGGCACGAGGUCAUGUUAGCAAGUAUGUACGGCAAGAAGUGUGACCCAAAAUCAGAUUACCUUCCCGGAGAGGAGAACACCUGUGGCUCCAACUUCGCCAUCAUCUACUUCAUGAGUUUCUACAUGCUGUGUGCAUUCCUGAUCAUCAACCUGUUUGUGGCCGUCAUCAUGGAUAACUUUGACUACCUGACUCGUGAUUGGUCGAUCCUCGGUCCUCAGCACCUAGAUGAGUUUAAGAAGAUCUGGGCGGAGUACGAUCCUGAGGCCACGGGGCGUAUUAAGCACCUUGACGUGGUGACUCUCUUGCGUAGGAUUCCUCCUCCUCUGGGUUUUGGAAAGUUUUGUCCACAUCGAAUCGCCUGCAAGAGGCUGGUGUCUAUGAACAUGCCCCUGAACAGUGACGGCACAGUUACCUUUAACGCCACGCUGUUCGCUCUGGUCAGAACGGCUCUGAAGAUCAAGACUGAAGGAAACUUUGAACAAGCUAAUGAGGAGCUCCGAGGGAUCAUCAAGAAGAUCUGGAAACGAACCAGCAUGAAACUCCUGGACCAGGUCAUCCCACCAAUCGGAGACGAUGAGGUGACAGUGGGGAAGUUCUACGCCACCUUCCUGAUCCAGGAUUAUUUCAGGAAACUGAAGAAGAGACAGGAGGAGUACUACGGUUGCCGACCCACCAAGAACAACGCCACACAUGAGAUUCAGGCCGGUCUGAGGAACAUCGAGGAGGAAGCAGCUCCUGAACUUCACAGAACGAUCUCUGGAGACCUGGUCACCGAGGAGGAGAUGGAGCGAGCCAUCGAUGAAGCUACUGACACCAUCUUCAGGAGGCAGGGCAGUCUGUUUGGGAACACUGAGCCGUUUCCUGGAGACACAACCCAGGACACAAACCAGAGGCCCCUGCAGAUGACUGAGGGAAACCCCAACAACAGAGCACAUCGAGACAGUCUUUAUUAAAGUGUGAGGAGCUGAUCUCUGAUUGGACGACCUGAUGGAUAUGAACUCUUCCUGUUGAAAUAUUUCAAAUAAAAA
Molecule: messenger RNA, 2353 nt
Organism: Labrus bergylta (ballan wrasse)
Lineage: Eukaryota; Metazoa; Chordata; Actinopteri; Labriformes; Labridae
Source: RefSeq, a predicted model, not a curated record